AUGCCGAGGGAGCUCGAGAGCGUCGGGAUGGGCCCCGGGCGGGGUGGUCUUCCCCCCCGGACGCCUCAAGACGCGGACGAAUUUCUCGAGAACGUGGACGAGGUCAACGCGCUCAUAGACGGGCUCCGGUCGGGCAAGAUCUCGGCCGAGUACGUGGAUCGGAAGAUCAAGGAGCGCGACGCCGAGAGCACGCAGCUCGAGGAGGAGCGGAAGAAAGAGGCCGAGGAGGCGGAGAGGCGCAAGUACGAGAACCUCAGCCCGGAGGAGCAGAAGAAGAUCAAGGCCAAGGUGGACGAGAUGAUCGCGGAGAAGGAGCGACGCGAGCGCGCGCGCAAGGCGUUCCACGAGUACCGCGCCAAGAUGCCCGAGGACAAGCGCAGGGCCACGGACUACGACGCGUGGGACCUGUGGACGCCAUCCGACGACGAGGACGACCCGUGGAUGCAGUACACGCCGGAGAACCCCGCGUUCAAGGCGAUGGAGGCCGACAUCGACAGGAGGCACGCCGCGCAGGUGCGCGCGAGGCAGACGGCGCAUCGCAGGCGCGAGGAGGGCAACGCCGCUUUUCGCGCCGGGCAAUUCGCCGACGCGCUCCGGUGCUACGAGCUCGGUCUCGAGGCGGAUAAGCGCUCGCUGGAGUUGCACGGCAACGCCGCGAUGGCGGCGCUCAAGUGCGAGAUGUUCGUGCAGUGCAUCGACCACGCGUCCAAGGCGUGCGAGCUGGCGGAAUUUCUGCUCGAGAGGCCCGACCACCCGACGGCGAUCAAGUGCCUGCAGCGGAGAGCCGCCGCGAGGCUCAAGCUCUCGCACUACAAGGACGCGCUCAACGACCUAUCGCUGGCGCACGAGAGGGACCCUUCGAACGGGGAGAUCGAGUCGCAGAUGAAAGAGGCGAACGCCACGUACGAGGAGGCUCGGAAGGAGAAGGAGGUUGAGCGGGGUAUGCGCAGAGCCGCGCAGGGCGUCGACGGCGAGGUGGACGGCACCGACUUUCACACGCUCCGAGAGCUGGAGAAGCUGUGCGGCGAGAUAGGGUCGGGCGCGUGCGACUACGCCCGGCUCGAGGCGCUCGUCGAGGGGAGCGAGCAGUGCAGGGUUUUUCUCCGAUCGGGCCGGGGUUCGCACCUGCUCGGGCUGUCGCGGGAGCUCGAGCUCGACAAAAAGGCGGCGCCGACGGGUCCGCUCAGGGUGCUCAGGGCGGCGUGCCUGAACGAGGCGAACCGGGAGACGCUGGCGCGAAACGGGACUCUGAAGCUCGCGGUCGGGUUCAUCGCGCGGGCGCGGCGUUCAACCGAGAAGGCGACCGACCGAGAGGCUGUUUCCGCUGCGCUGUUUCUGCUGCACACGUGCUCGGCGACGGCCAACCCCAGGGCGUCGAUCAUCGAGGCUCUCGCGUCGGACGUCGAGCCCGACGGAGCCAUCGCGGGGCUGUUCGCGAUGCUCGACACGGAUCUCGCGAACGACGCGGGCGCCAAGCUCGCCGCGGCUCACGCGCUGUCCCUCUUGGGCAACUGCGCCGUGGACGCGAAGGCGAGGAUCGCGCUUACGAGAGCCGUCGGCGCCGACGCGCCGGGAAAGAUCGCGCCCGUGCUUCGAUGCGGGACGCCCGUGCUCGCGGAACGCGCGGCGACGUUGCUGGGAAACAUGUGCGCGGACGGCCGGAUGCGCGCCGAGUUUGCGGCGAACGAGCGGGGCAUCUCGGACCUAUGCGCGCUCCUCCCAAAAAACGAGAAAAACGAGAGGGCGAGGGCGUCGUCCGCCGCGUCGCCCGCGGGGAUGGGCGCGGGCCUUCCCGGACUGGGCGCACGCGGCGCGGACAAGGAGAGCGAUGCGCCCAUCGAUCCAUCGCCCGUGAGGGACUGCGAGCUGGUGUUGAACGUCCUCGCGGCGUUGGCGAACGUGUCCGUGGACGCGGCGGCGGCGGCGACGAUUGGCGGGGCGGGCGCCGCGCCGCAGCUCGCCCGGCUGCUCUCCGCGUCGGAUCCGCUCGUCGCGGCGCGCGCGGCGACGGUGCUCUCCCGCAUCGCGCGCGACCCGUCCACGGCGCGGCGCAUGUGCGGCGCGGGGGGCUCAAACGGGGAUGUGGGCUCAAACGGGGAUGUGGUCGCGGCGACGGUGGCAAAGUUCGUGGUUCGGAGGCUCGCGUCUGACGCCAGAGACGGCGCGAUUGAACCGGCGGUGCGGACGCUCGCGGUUCUCGCCAACGGCGGCGACGUCGCAUCGAGGCUCGCGCUGGCGGAGCACGCCGCGGGGGCGUUGGUGGAGUGCGUUCGUCGUUGGGACGUCGUAGGGGACGGCGCCGCGGGCAACGCGGCGCUGGCGAUUGGCGACUUGGCGAGGGAGCGGGAUCUUCUGCCGAGGCUCGCGGCGCUCCAGCCGGUGGCGCCGCUGCUUGCGGUGUGCCACAAGCGGACGGGCGCGGCGCAAAAGAACGCGGCGAUCGCGUGCGCCAGGCUGGCGACACACUCGGGGAUGCUGGAAACGCUCAAGGCGAACAACGGCUUGGAGCUGAUUUACCGAUACGUUCAACCGUGA
Molecule: messenger RNA, 2535 nt
Organism: Micromonas commoda
Lineage: Eukaryota; Viridiplantae; Chlorophyta; Mamiellophyceae; Mamiellales; Mamiellaceae
Exons: 1
Coding region: 1-2535 (844 amino acids)
Molecular function (GO): protein binding
Source: RefSeq, a predicted model, not a curated record